CGGGUGUGCAUUUGGACCCUUGUGGUAUACACACCGACAGGGUUGGACUGAAUGGCCAGCAAAGAUGAUACGGUCUUUAAAAACACAAGGGGUUCUGCAGGCCCUGAGCAACAACACAAGAUAGCAGAAAAACUCAGCUAGUUUUCGGAUGAGACCUUUCAAAGUUCAAACAACUGACAAGAUUUGCAGAGUCUAUGGAAAUGAGGCUGCCUGGCCUGCUGAGUUCCUCCAGCUUUUUCUGUGUUGCUCGGAUUUCCAGCAUCUGCAGAUUUUCGCGUUUGCAGAAUCUCAUGUAGGUAUGAUCUUUAAAAAGUUGAGUGAUGAUUAGUUUAGCGGAGUAAGAGACCGGAGUGAUUUGUAUGAACUUGGAAAACGUGCUGUAUGGAUGCUGUAGAAUCAGGAGGGCUGGCUGUGUGCACAAACUACCGAGAAAGCUCAAGAUCCGGAACGGGAGCGGCUAGGGCGAUUGCAGAGAGUGUUCGGAGCCUGGUCACUGGGAAAGCUGGGUCACGUAGGGCGUGCUCUGCGGCUUUUCCACCCGGGGGCCGGGCCGGGGCGGGGUUUGCGGUGGUCAUGCCGGUUCCGCGUUCCGCGUUCCGCCGCCGCAGUCUCUCACUAUGGCCACCAGCUGUACUCGUUUGACCGGGGAUCUGUGCUCGCAGGUUCUGGACUCGGUGGACGCGCUGCUGUUCGACUGCGACGGGGUGCUGUGGAAAGGGGACAGCAUGAUCCCCGGCGCGGCGGCGCUGGUAAACAGGCUGCAAGAGCGGGGAAAGCUGGUCUUCUUCCUGACGAACAACAGCACCAAGAGCCGAGAGAUGUACGUGGAGAAGCUCCAGCGCCUGGGUUUCCAAGCGCACUGCGAACAAGUAUUCGGCACUGCGCCUUGUGCUGCCUUGUACCUGCGCCAGGAGGCCAAACUCAGCGGCUCCGUCUAUCUGAUCGGCGGCGCGGCCCUGCGCGGGGAACUGCAGGCCCAGAACAUCGCCUGCUCCGACUCGGGCCCUGGUCCUGGGCUUGUGCAGGCAAUGGCGACCGAGCCCCUCGACCCCACUGUGGCCGCAGUGCUCAUUGGCUUCGACGAACAUUUCACGUACACAAAGCUGUGCCGGGCCUCCCGCUACCUGCAGGAUCCCGCCUGCAUCUUCCUAGCCACCAACACUGACACCCUGCUGCCUUUGGAGGGCGGCGGGAUUCCGGGGACAGGAUGCUUGGUAAAGGCAGUUGAGGCAGCAUCAAAACGCACUGCUUACGUCAUCGGCAAGCCCAAUGAUUUUAUGUUCAAGUGUUUGAUGAAAGAGAAUGGUAUUGACCCAAGCAGGACGGUGAUGGUGGGAGACCGGCUGGAUACUGACGUUCUCAUGGGCACUAGUUGUGGCCUCCGCACCAUUCUGGCCCUAACUGGGGUUUCCACCCUGGAAGAAGUGAGGGCCCAUCAGGAAAGUAAUUCCCCAGAACGGCACAAGUUGGUCCCAACUUACUAUGUGAAUAGUGUGGCUGACCUAUUCCCAGGACUUGAAUGACAGCUCAGGGCCUGCAGCGAUGUACUGUACAAUCAAUUAAAACUCAAGUACAAAAACAAAUGUUAGCUUUGUUCAUAGUUUAAGUGAUUGCCUAUAAAGAUUGUUCUAUUUUUGUUAUGAAUGUGAAAACAGACUUCUAACUGCCAAGCUUUGUAGUUGUGUUUGAUUUGGUUAUAGAACAAAAUAAGGAGAUCACCAGUUCUGUUCGCUAGGGUACAGAAAUGCUGGUCUUUCUGUAUCUUAUCAGUUGAAAAUAAAAUAUUUCUGUG
This is a messenger RNA of Mobula hypostoma (lesser devil ray), 1792 nucleotides long. RefSeq names its product phosphoglycolate phosphatase (gene pgp). The record is from RefSeq and is a predicted model, not a curated record. NCBI's taxonomy places the organism in Eukaryota, Metazoa, Chordata, Chondrichthyes, Myliobatiformes, Myliobatidae. The transcript is spliced from 2 exons. Gene Ontology annotation, molecular function: sn-glycerol 3-phosphatase activity. The coding region runs from base 618 to 1523 and encodes 301 amino acids.